This is a messenger RNA of Ambispora gerdemannii, 1344 nucleotides long. The record is from the annotation of a GenBank genome assembly. Lineage: Eukaryota; Fungi; Glomeromycota; Glomeromycetes; Archaeosporales; Ambisporaceae.
AUGGCGCAUAUUGUUCAAAGUCAAUUUUGCCCAGAACGUGGUCUCAUUUAUCUUCUAGUAUCUGGUGACGACCCGGAUAAAAAAUGGAAAAGUGCCGAAGAAAUUUUGAGUUCUCGACCAGAAUUGAUAGAGCUACAUGAAAAACUGUACAAUUUGAAAAGCAAACAUUAUCCACAGUCUUUUGCAAUAAAACCCAGAUUAAUACCUAAAACUUAUCAAGAUUUAAUCGAGAAUUGUUUAGACGAGGAACAUUAUAAUGGAUCACUGGACUUGAUGGAAUCCUUUCAAAACGAGCGAGAAUAUCUUCCAGUAUAUCAUAUACGUCAAAUUAUGGGUAUAAUUGUAGAUGAGACAGUGGAAAAUUCACUCGUUAUUCGUGCCUACAAACUUUUGCAGCAUAUAUUGCAAACUUGUGGUGCCGAACCAUUUCAGAGUGUCUGGAAAAUUGAUAAAGCUAAUAUCGAACAAGGAUUCAUAUGGUGCGAGUAUCCUUUGGAUUUCUGGAAAUUUUUUGAAACGAAGCUCAUGUUAACAUUAAACGACGACUCAUCAUCAAAGGUGGAUCGAACAUUGAUGUUAUUAAAUCAUCUUACUAAUGUGCACGAGAUGGAUAUUAUAAAUAAUUUGGAAUCUUCGCUACUUAUACAAUUAUUCACCAAAAAUUACGGAAAGGUACGCACCAAUAUCAAAUAUCCUAUUGAAGCUUUGCUCGCUCCGUUUUCCACGGAUGAUAUCAUUCCUAUAAGAACCGCUCGUGUAGCACAACGACUACUUGAACAGAUUAUUCUCCUUUCUUAUGCAGGUAUUAUAUGCACCGAUACUUUGAAGCGUGAACUCUAUCUUCUGAUUAUCAAGUUAAAUCCAGAUAAUUUUCGGGUCUUUUUUCAAACACUUCCCUGCACCACUUUCAAAUGUAAAUUACUAGAUCAUGCACUCCAAGACACCAAUCUUGGAGAGGUACAACGCGAACAUCGAUAUCUUUGUAACGCGUCACUUGAUCUCUCGAAAAUUAUCCACGUCUACUUUCAAUCAAAACCUUAUUAUAGAAGAGUAUGUCGAUCGACCGCGAUAUGGCGUCACACUUUUAUGUUGAUGACUUUGCUUCAAAGCUAUAUUCAAUCGAAAUCCUUGCGCAUCUCAGAGAAAAUAUAUAAUGGGUUGCGUGAUGAUGAAAAGAAAUUAUUUGUUGAAGAUUUAGUCCGUCAAAAGUUGGAGGAAUUAGCUCAAUGGAUUGCCGAUGAGAAAAAUAUAAAAAAGGAGUUUAGACAAAGUGCUAAAUUAUUGAUUGAUUUAGCAAGCAUUGUGCUUGAUAUGCAGUGUUCGAUGGAAAUUGAGGAAAAUUGA